This is a messenger RNA of Periophthalmus magnuspinnatus, 2688 nucleotides long. RefSeq names its product RING finger protein 222. NCBI's taxonomy places the organism in Eukaryota, Metazoa, Chordata, Actinopteri, Gobiiformes, Gobiidae. The transcript has a single exon. The coding region runs from base 94 to 726 and encodes 210 amino acids. The record is from RefSeq and is a predicted model, not a curated record.
CAGGCUAAAGUAAAGGAAACACUGAGGAAACAUACCAAGAGCGUCUCUCAUCCCGGGCUGGGGAGCUACACCGGGUGCUUUUUUUUUUAUUUGAUGGCAUUUUUAAACGAUGAUCACGAGGAUGGCAGAGAGUGUCCCGUGUGCUAUGAGAGUUUAUCGGGGACUGAGAGGACGCUGAGCUGCGGACACGUUUUCUGUCACGACUGCCUCGUUAAAACCCUGGUGAGCGUCAAUACCAAUGGAAACAUAAGAGACACCAUAGUUUGUCCAAUCUGCAGACAUCUCACAUUCAUCAAGAAACAAAAGGAAGCUGUGGUGUCAUUCAAUGCGGAUAAGGAUGUAGAAGCGGCGGGACAGACAUUGGAAGUACCCGUGCCCCUCUGCUCCUCUGUGGGACAGCAGCAGCAUCUGCGCGCGAGCCCUUCAGGAGACACUUUACCCACGGGACUAAACUGGAUCUCUCAUGUUGUUAGAUGGAUUUCUGAACGACUACGGAGGCAGAGACUGGUUUGUCCAACUCAUAACGCAUCACAGAUUUUCAUCAUCAGCGCAGAGGGUCGUCCUAUGGUGGAGGAAGACGCGCUCAGUGCGGUCAUGACGGUGGUGCAGCCAAACAGGCGAAGGCGCAGGGUGUGCACUACGGCGCGCUGUUUGCUCUUUUUACUCUCUGUUUUUACUGCUCUUGCUCUGGUAGCUGCUACAUUACCCUGGAUAUUGUUGGCAUAGCUACGCCAUAUUCAGCAAAAACUGCGUCAAUGUAUAAAACAUUUUUAUAUGGAAUAAAACAGGCACUUGGACAUGAUGUGCAAUUAAUUUAAAACAACUCUGGAAACGUAGAUGCUCCUAAUGCUCUUAUGUGGAUUUGUUUUUCAUUUCCCUCAUAUUUUCAUUUAAUUGUCUGUCACUGAUGGCUUUAAAAUUAAGAUUCUGUCUAUUCUCCAAACUUUUAUACUAAACUGUUGUUCUUGCAGCACUCUCAAAAUCUUUGGCCAUGCAAUGUGUUUAUUUAUUUUAAGUUAUCUUGAGACUACAGGUCAGCCUAUGUGAAUAAAAUGAUUUGUAUGUAAACCCUUAGUAUUACUUUGUUAUCACGGCCUAAAGGUUUAAUUGACAAACAUGAUUUAUUGUAGUCUACUGCCACUUUGUUGUUGGAUACCCUGUUUCUAAGCAGAGGACAAAAGCUUUUGUGACAAAAAAUGUUCUAGACCGUUGUACUUCUGGGUAGUAAGAGAUGUUAAUGCUCCUCUUUGGAAGCAGAUCUGUAGUUACAGAUAUUCCAGCUAAAUAUUAGGACAGUGCUUAACAUUCAUUAUUUGUGACUUUUAACUAUCUAAGGGGAUAUUCUGUAGCAGAGCUGCAGCUGUAAGAAGAGACAAGACUACAGCAUUAAAUUACACCACUAGUCCAUCUUAUCUGGCUUCUUAGAACCAUGCAGAUACCUAGAGUUUCAACACUGCCUUGCUGUCCAUUGCAUUACAUAAUGUUCUGACUCAAGAACGAAUGGUUUCUUUCAUAGAAAAAGCUUUGUCAGUAUCUCCCAUCGUCUUAGCAAACACUCCUAGUUUCCCCGUGUGGUAAAACCUAAGUCAUCUUGCUGGUCCAGUUGUACAAGUUACACACCUGUAGUGACUGUUAUGUGGUUUCUCUGAAUGAGAUGACACCUCUGAUCUGUCAUUAUUGGCUUUUUAGUCUUAGAAAUACAGUUAAACAUAAACAAUAAGACCAAAGGAGAACAGCUUUUUACAAAUGUAGACUUUAAUAUAUAUUUAUUCUUGACAUUCUGAUCAGAUUUGCAGGUAUAGGCCUCACAGUACACAAACUGUGUUCCACUUGAUAUGCUAAGCAGAGGCAAAUGAAUGGAUGGCAUGGUGGGCUCGACAAGCAGCAACUUCAUAAUCAGUACACUAGUGAAAGCAGAAGGAGGCAGCACAUCCACACUCAUCCACUCCUGUCCGUAUUGCUAUGAAAACCCAAACAGGACCAUUCAAAGAGAUCCCCAUUCCCACCACACAGUCCUUUGUUAUAACAUUGUUAACCCUUAUACAAACCCUACAAAGACAGUGUUUGACACAAAUGUGGAAUACAAAACGUUUCUCUAAAUGCAUGCAUUACACAUCAUUUUUAUUUUCUAUUUUUCCCGAAAUGUAAACAAAUUUUUAUGAAGUGGAGAAAAUAUGUCCUAAUGUACCAUACAGUUGAUAUUCUUACCCAUUACUAAAAGUUAAACAAUGCUAAAAUGAAAUUGUAACUCGUAAUACACCAGGGUACUUAAUCUCUGCAGCAUCAUUGCGCUUAUUAAUUUAACACAUGCUUUCUGAUAGAUGUAAAAGAAGCAUUACAUGCCAGCAGGCCAUACUAAACCUUAUUUACCUUUUACAUAGGACAGUUUGAGCAAAGUCACAUUCAGUCAACACAAAAAGACACCUCCUCAAAUGUAUGGCUCCAACAGAUACAAGACCUCCAGUAUACACUAUAUAAGCCUGUAAAAUGUUGCCAAUGUUGACAUACAGUUAUCACCACAGCUAUCAAUGUAAUAUGUAAAAUCAAUGUAAAUUAACUUUAGUUACAGAAAAAAAUCUAUUUGAAAUUUCUCCAAUUCAUUUGAAUGCAUUUCACUAAUCAUAUGAUUAAAAGACUGUGCCUGUGGUGGAGCACGGACAUUGUAAUUGCACUUUAAUAAACAUAAUU